Pectinophora gossypiella (pink bollworm) is the source of this 2115-nucleotide messenger RNA. RefSeq lists its product as uncharacterized. Lineage: Eukaryota; Metazoa; Arthropoda; Insecta; Lepidoptera; Gelechiidae. The coding region runs from base 194 to 1873 and encodes 559 amino acids. Gene Ontology annotation, biological process: protein palmitoylation. The transcript is spliced from 9 exons. Gene Ontology annotation, molecular function: protein binding; palmitoyltransferase activity. Gene Ontology annotation, cellular component: Golgi membrane. The record is from RefSeq and is a predicted model, not a curated record.
GCAAGCUGCAGUAGGCACUUUCUCCCUAAUUUCCUAUGAAUUAAGGUUAUCAAGGGCUGUUUACCCUAGAUAGAGUAGGAUAAAGGCGUUCAGUUUCGUGUUCAGGUGUUCGGGUGAAGUGGCCGUGGCGGAGGGCGAGAAUUCGGCAGUGGCGGGAGGCCUCGGCCUCACCGUGAGUAGCAAGGUUUUCAACAUGCAGGUGUACCCGAGCCCCGGGGCGGCGCGCGGCGUGUGGGCGCUGCCGCAGCCGCCGCCCUGCAACAUGGCGGCCGAGGAGGCCCUGCCCCCGUGCUCGCCGCUCUCGCCGGACGCGCCGGCCGCGCCGCCCCGCACCAUCACCAGCCUCAACCACCACUCCGAUCUCUACCAGCUCAUUUUCGAAGCGGUUCGCUCAGGAGAGGUGUCAGAAAUCGAGCGUCUGGUGGAGAAGUUGGGAUCAGAAGUGCUGAGUGCUCGGGACCAGCACGGCUACACUCCUGCGCAUUGGGCCGCCCUGGACGGCAGCGUAGCCGUCAUGCGGUAUCUAGUGGAACGCGGAGCACCCAUCGACCUUUCCUGUCUGGGAACGCAGGGUCCGCGACCGAUCCAUUGGGCAUGCCGCAAAGGACACGCUUCGGUGGUACAAGUGCUGUUGCAGUCAGGAGUAGCUGUCAAUGCUGCUGAUUUCAAGGGUCUGACCCCUCUAAUGACGGCAUGCAUGUACGGCAAGACGGCGACAGCUGCUUACCUCCUGGGCAUGGGCGCGGCGACCAGACUGUCAGACAUCAACGGCGACACUGCCCUACACUGGGCGGCAUAUAAGGGCCAUGCCGACCUGGUGCGGCUGCUUAUUUACUCAGGAGUGCCGCUGCAUUGUACUGAUAACUUCGGCUCCACGCCUCUGCAUCUUGCUUGUUUAUCCGGCAAUCUUACUUGUGUGAGGUUGCUUUGUGAGAAGGUAGGUAAGGUGAAAGCAGAACUAGAACCACGCGACAAGAACGGUAAGACACCCCUGAUGCUGGCUCAGAGUCACCGGCAUGCGGAAGUGGUCAAGCUGCUUCAGAAAGAGAUGAAACGCAAGUCUCACUGGAUGCCCCCUCUGUCGGAACUGUGGGCUCUGCUGUUUGGAGGCGCCGGGGACUCCAAAGGACCCCUGCUGUUCUUCCUUGUCUCAGUGCUGCUGUGGGGCUACCCCAUGUAUGUUAUACGUUGCAUUCCCUUAACAUGGAACACGCUACGCCUAUCUCACUAUUGCUUCCUGUACUGGAACGCUAUAAUGUGGAUAAGUUGGGUGAUCGCCAACAGGCGGGAUCCUGGCUACAUCCCACAGAAUUCUGAGACUUACUACCGGGCCAUCAGACAGAUUCCAUACUAUGACAAGUGGAAGAAGAGGAACGUCAUCCUCUCGCGACUCUGUCACACCUGCCGUUGUUUACGUCCUCUAAGAGCUAAACACUGCCGCAUCUGCAAGCGCUGCGUGGCGUACUUCGACCACCACUGCCCGUUCAUCUACAACUGCGUGGGUCUGCGCAACCGCAUGUGGUUCUUCCUAUUCGUGAUGAGCGUCGCCAUCAACUGCACGCUCUCCAUCUACUUUGCCUGCUACUGUCUACUGCUGGAGGGCUUCGGCCUGCUCUAUGUCUUAGGGCUGCUGGAAGCGAUUACAUUCUGCGCUUUAGGGUGGAUUCUUACUUGUACUUCCAUUCUUCACGCCUGCAUGAAUCUUACUACCAACGAGAUGUUCAACUACAAAAGAUACCCUUACUUGAGGGACAAGCGGGGUCGGUAUCAGAACCCGUUUUCGAGGGGACCCAUUAUGAAUUUAUUCGAGUUCUUUGUGUGUCUCCCUGAUAAGUGUGAUGAGCAGGACAUAUUCCAUGAAGAGACCAUUUGAUGCGAGCGUUCACAGAGCGAUGCAAGCUUGUCCGCUUGAUUGCUUCACGCCCAGUCGGCUGCACGAACUAUAUUUUGCGUGUGAUAAACUGUUCAAAGUGAUGUCGUGAGAAAUUGUGAUAUAAUUUUAUGGCCCACCGCCUAGCUUUAUCGUUCGUCUUUCACAUUGUACUAUAACCGUUAAAUUGGAUUAUAUAUAAAAUGUUAGUUACAUACUGAGAAAUAUAACAUUCCAAUAUUAUA